AUGUCAAGUGGAAAAAACUCUCCUGCAAGUGGAAAGACUUCUCCUGUUGGCCCAAGGAAAACGGAUGUGACGGAUAUAGCGGAAGAUGUCAUCAACGAAGCUCGAGUUGCUCUUGAAAAGAACAAGAUGACUGAAGGUCCUACGUUCCGUCAAGUAGCUGAGGUCUUGGGCGAUGUUGGAAAAAAGGCUAUGAAUGAAGCUAUGACGCCAGCCGGAGUCGCACCACGUAGUGAAAAAGACGGACCUCGAACACCCCCUAGGAAAGUAACACCUCCUAACAGCCCUCCUAACCUUCCGCCGCAACAACUCUCCUCCUCGUCUCCGCCAGCACCUGUAGCAGUACCAAAUAGUAAUCGACCUCGUGUGCUUCAACGUGGAGGAACGAACGCACAAGCUCCAGCUGCAGUCCCCACACCUCCUGUAACUUUAACACCUCCUUCGCCGAAUCCCCUUCCACCAACAGUAGAACCAGUGCCCAAAGUAGAUGCGCCAGCUCUGCCGGUCAGUGUCAAGACUACAUCUGUUGUAGCUGUUGAUCCGAUCGUCUCUAGUGGACUGAAUGGGGUGCUGCUUUCAAAUUCAUUUACACUUUCAGAUGCCAAAGCUGCAUAUGAAAAAGGAUUGACUGAUGGUCGCUCAUCGCCUGUCCACACAACACCGCCAAUGACUGCAAGUGGUAGUUUACCACCUCCUCCCAAGAGUCUUACUGCAGGAGGCAAAGUCGACACAAUCAAGCCAACUGGCUACGUAUUUGAUAGUGAUAAAGACUUGCCUGCUCCAUUCAGGAUAAUAAGCUCCCAAAUGGAAAUGAUCCAGCAGCGCGUUGAUGAAUUCAAACCAAUCAUUGAAACACUGGUAUAUUGGGAAGCACUGAAAAUUGCUGCCUACUUUGGUACUGGUGUUGUCGUGUCGUAUAUUCUAGGACGAUGGAGGCUUAGCUUCGGAUGGGUUGUUAUUGUGAUUGUAUUUGUCAGUGGUGCUUAUCGACGGAAUCUGGGGCGACUCAGAAACAAAGUGCGAGCACAGUUAUCACGAGAGCAGGCCAUGAAAAGGAUUGAACAAUCGUCUGAAACUUUGGAAUGGAUGAAUCUCUUUUUGCAAAAGUUCUGGCUUAUCUAUGAGCCCGUAUUAUCAGAUACUGUCAUUGGUAUUGUCAAUGAGAUUUUGGAUGCCAACAAGCCUGGCUUCUUGGAUGACUUGAAGUUGGCCAAGUUCACUCUUGGUUCAGCUGCGCCACGAAUGGAAGGAGUCACUUCAUAUACAGCCAUGGAAAACGAUGUAGUGCGAAUGGAUUGGGACUUGGCAUUUGUUCCAUUGGACAAUCCUCAAAUAGAAGCUAGCGCCGACUUCCGCAACUCAAACAUCGAAUUGGUUGCCAAGAUUGGUAAAGGUGUUGCUAGUAUUCCAAUUCCAGUGUUGGUCUCAGAGAUGGAGCUUACUGGAAGGUUGCGUAUUGAAUUGAAGUUGAUGACAGCCUUCCCUCAUGUCAAACGAUUUGAAGCCAGUUUCAUGGUCAAGCCCCAUAUUGGAUUUAUAUUGCGACCUCUCAAGGGUUUGGAUAUGAUGGAUUUGCCUGGUCUCAACAACUUCAUCAACGAUAUCAUUGACAGUCAACUCACUGCAAUAAUGGUUGAACCAAAUCGAAUUACAAUUGAUGUGGAAGACUUGUUGAAUUCUCUUGAUGAAUCCAGUAGUAUUCCUGCUGGUAUCUUGAGAGUUCGCAUUUCUGAAGGACGUGGUCUCAAGAAUGUGCAAACAAUCGGUCUCUCUGAUCCUUAUGCCUGUAUAUUACUUGGUGGAAACAGAGUUAUGACUGCCAGAACCAAGACUAUUCCACAAACUCUGGAUCCACUAUGGAACGAAACGUUAUAUAUUGUCAUUCCACGCUCCAUUCUUGAUUCAACUGAAGGUGAAGGGGACCAAGUUCGUAUCCAAGUUUUGGAUUGGAACAAUCUCGGUAAAGAUCGAUCAAUUGGAUAUACUCGAGAAGUUCAAUUACGACGUUGGUUGCGUAUCUUGGAUGACGCACCAGUUGACGGAGCAGAUGGUAGCAAGGGAGCUGCAGCUCCACCAAAAGCCGCUGAUGCAACCGUAGUAGUACCAAAAAAACUAAAGAUGUUUUCAAUGCCAGCUCUUGAUGCUGAAGAACGAGAAGAGCUCAUGAAUCUUUGGGGCUCGCCUUAUAUCGAUUUAUCAGACGUCUGGCUCAAAUUAUAUGACGGAGAUGACAAAGAGCAUCGUGGUAAAACGAAAGGAGAAGUCCGAAUGGAAAUGUCUUGGCAUCCAGUGCCAGAACCUCCACUUGUCUUCACCAAUUCUCCUAAAGAUGUUGUAUCUGGUGUCGUCCAACUCUCCAUUCACCAAGCCAAAGACUUGGGAUCGCAACGAUACACAUCGUAUGUUCAGGUCUUUGCCGAUAAUUCUGACGUCUUCCAGACUCCUAAUAAGAAGGGAACAGCCACACCAGUAUGGGAUGCGAAACUGUCCUUGUUUACAUUGGAUGUCAAGAAACUUGCCCUUCGAUUGGAUUUGAAGGAUGCUGCCGGCCCUAUUUUGGGAUCAUUGACUCUCAACGUCCCCAAUGAUAUGAAGCGUCUUCAAGAACAUCCAGAGGAUGAUUGGUUUAGGAUGACUGGAUCUGGAGCACGUAUUCGAUUGUCUUUGAAGUUCACACCUGUGCCUAUUGAUGCUAAAGGUGGCAAAUCUAAACUGGCUACCAAGGAACCCAUUGGUAUCGUCAGGUUCAAGAUUAAAGAAGCUCGUGGACUUUUGAAUGUUGAGCAACUUGGCAACAAGUCAGAUCCUUAUGCCAAAGUUCAAUUGGGCAGUCGAUCCAUUGGUCAGACCCACGUUAAGGAUAAUACUCUCAAUCCAACUUGGAAUGAAAUCUUUUAUGGUAUCUGCUACUCUCGUCGAGAACAACUCAAUAUUGAGCUUUGGGAUUAUAAUCGAAUGACCAAAGAUCGAAGCUUGGGUGGUGUUGAUUUCAAAUUGAUUGAUCUGAUCAAAUUCCCAGAAAUCAACCCAACAGCUACAUCAGCUUCUUUAGCUUCAAUACCAGCAGCACCUUCCGUCCAAGUCGAAUCUACACACGGUCCUACACCUACUACGAAUGGUGAACAACCCAACCACACCACACCAGUAACAACCGUUACAACGACUACACACAGUGAUGGAUCAACAACAUCAAUUACUGCUGCAUUGCCACCUAGUGCACCAUCUGUAAAGAAGAUUGAUCGUAAGAUGGAACGCUUUAAAGCUGAUGGUCUCGAGAUAACUAGUGAUUCCGCACUGGAAGCUGACGUUUGGGCUCCUGUGUACUUGCGUAAAGCUACCGGUGUCGUCAAUGCUGUAGGGGCUGGUGCUAUGGCAGUUGGUGGCGGUGUUGUAAAUGUAGUAGGCGCUUCAGGCUCUGCUGUGAUAGGUGUAGGAGGAUCUGUGAUCGGAGGUGUAGGCUCUGUAGUUGGAUCAGCUGGAAGGUCUCUUGGAGGCGCAGCAAACAAACUCAUCGGAGGCAGAAAGAGGCCUGUUGUUGUUCAGGACAAUAAUCAGAAUGUUAUUGCUCCUGUUACAGCAGCAGAAAACGGCCUGGCGCCUGCUGAACCUAGUCGUAUAUCGUCUGGUUCUCGUCACAGUGGAGACGCUUAUGCAUAUGACUAUGAUGGUGGUGAGGAAAAGGUCAAACAAAAGGGACAUGUGCACUUUGAAGUAGUCUACUAUCCGACGUCAGCUGGCAACAGUGUGCAAGCUGGAGAUAGAGAAGCUCUGACUGCCUAUGAAGAGCGUCCCUUUGAAAUUAACCAAGGAGAAACAGAAGAUGCACAACGACUCCGUCGAGCUGCCUGGAAGAAGGAAGUCGAAGAAGAACGAGCUGCUUGGCAAGAAAAGGAGAAACUUCGAGCUGAAGCUGAAGCUCAUGCUGCCAAGAUUAUCGAGCGUCACAGCGUUGGGAUUUUAAGGUUGAAACUAUUACAUGCCAACGAUAUCCGUAGGUCAUCACCUUAUGUCGAAGUAGUCUUGAACGAUGAAGAAGUAGCAUUUUCCACUCGAGCUCAUCCCAAAACAUCCGCACCCAUAUUCGAAGAAGCUUGUGAUAUUUUCAUCAAGGAUUUAACCACCACUGCCAUCACUAUGCGUCUCAAAGAUGCACUUGGUGAAAAAGCCAAAAAGACUGAAAAGGAUCCCAUCAUUUGCUCAUGGACUGGCAAUGCUGUUGAUAUAAUUGGACGAGAAGAUUAUUGGCUUAUGAUGGCUGACUUUAUACCAAACCCAAUCUCUGGUGCCAUAGUUGGAGUCGCUGGUCAAAUGAUGAUUGACGCUGGAUUUGUGCCUGUGAAUGUUGAAUUGGAUGAAGCUGAACGAUCCAAUACGAUGGGUAUGCUCUACGUGGAUAUUCUGUCAGCAACUGACCUCCACUCACACGAUUCAAAUGGCUUCUCUGAUCCAUACGCAUUGGUCGUGUUGAAUGAUCAGAAGGUUCACAAGACCAAGAUUCACAAAAAGACAUUAAAUCCAGUCUUCGAUGAAUCAGUACAAGUAGCCAUUCCCUCUCGAUUAAGAUCAACCUUCCAGGUCCGAAUAUAUGAUUAUAAUGUUACUGGUGAUGCAUUGCUUGGUGUUGUGGAUGUAGAUCUCUCCAAGCUUACUCCAGGCCAAGUCUUGGAGAAGGCCUUCACCUUGUCUCAAGCUGUUUCUGGAUCGGUCAAAUUGAGAUUGUACUUUGAUCCUCAACUGGUCCAAGUGGACAGCAAGAAAGAACGUACCCAAGGUGGACAAGAGAAAGGAACAUUCGCCAAGUUUGGUCGUGGUUUGCUAUCCGAAGUGACCGGUGUAGGCAAGAAACUGACUCAUGAAGUCACUUCUGUCGGUGGUCUACGAGCAGAUACAGCUGCCUCUCAAAGUCAGAUUGAUCCCAACAUGUUGAAAAACCUGGCUCAAAAGCGUGAAAUAGAAAAAGGCGUCGCAGCACAAGCAGAAGCUGCCGCUGAAAAAGCAACUGAGAAUGGUGGUGAUGACGCUACGGCUCAUAGCAGUAGCAGCAACUCGCCAAAGACUUCACCUAAACCAUCACGUCUUGGAAAUGUAUUGAAUGCUGUUGGUAUAAAAGAUGGCUUUGGCUCCAUAAAACGACAAUCCUCAACAGCAUCCAUCAAAGACGGAGGGUCCACAACUCAUAGUGACACAACUGUUGAAUGGGGUGGUCUUAGUGUUCCGAAAGAUUCGGAUACCGCAUCAAGACCGGGAUCGAUUGCUUCAGUUGAGACACACGAUCACGGCCUCCUCUUGCAUCUGACUAUAGUAGAAGCUAAAGACUUGAAUGCUCUGGAUGCUGGUGGUACAAGUGAUCCUUUCGUGAAGAUAUUAUCUGUCGACCAUAAAGGAAAAGAAAAGUCUCAUGGAAAGACAGCGGUCAUCAAGAAGACUCUGACUCCAAAAUGGACGAACGAGACUUUUGAUAUUGCGAUUCCGCCAUCAUCUUUAAAGCUCGUCUUGAAGGAUCAUAAUACCUUUUCAGGCGAUGGUGAUUUGGGUGAAGUUGAUAUUGAUGCUAUGAGUUUCGUCCACGAACAUGGCGAAGCGUUUGAUCUCUGGCUCCCAGUCGUCAAAGGAUCUGGAUCUCUUCACAUUACUGGCAAGUUUUCGCAAUCGGAAUCAUCCAAAGCGAAAAAGAACCUCUUCAGGAAUUUAUUGGGUGCUUCAAGGGAAUCGAUCAAUAAGGCAUAA
Messenger RNA from Synchytrium microbalum, 5724 nucleotides. RefSeq lists its product as uncharacterized. The transcript is spliced from 19 exons. Lineage: Eukaryota; Fungi; Chytridiomycota; Chytridiomycetes; Synchytriales; Synchytriaceae. Bases 1 to 5724 code for a protein of 1907 amino acids. The record is from RefSeq and is a predicted model, not a curated record. Gene Ontology annotation, molecular function: lipid binding.